This is a messenger RNA of Saprolegnia diclina VS20, 1036 nucleotides long. RefSeq lists its product as hypothetical. Bases 11 to 943 code for a protein of 310 amino acids. Lineage: Eukaryota; Oomycota; Saprolegniomycetes; Saprolegniales; Saprolegniaceae. The record is from RefSeq and is a predicted model, not a curated record. The transcript is spliced from 4 exons.
CACGAGACGAAUGAUGCAGCGCUUGAAGAUCGCGACGGCGCCGCUCCGGGCCGCCGCCCGCGGUAGCCUCCGCGCGUCCAGCGCUGUGCAUGCGAUGGCGACCAUGCGCGCUCCACUGCAGAGCCCCAUGGCAACGCCGCAUGCCUCGCCACUCUGGCUCGCCGGACUUGCCCUCGCGUGCGUCGCCCAAGCGGCGCUCUGUGACGAAGCGCCCCGUGCGCUGACCGUCCAAGAGGUCAUCACGCUCUACGAGCAAGUGGACACGAACAUGCGCAUCUUGUCCCGGCAAAUGAUGGAAGCUCUUGCGUACGAGAUUGCGGCAGAGGAAGAGAAAGGGACGGGCCCGGCCAUGAGCGUCGAGGACCGCGCGCUUCAGAUGAGCGAAACCUUUGAGCAACUUCUCGCCCAAGUCCAAGAUUCGGUCUUUCGCAACCACUAUGUAACCAAGGAGCAAGUCGCAGACGCCAUGCGCCGUAUGGAGCGCGGGGACCUGCCCAUCCAGGCCGCCGACGCCGAGCUCAUCCACGAGUACAUCCGCAAACUGGGUCGCAUGCGAUGGGAAUGCACGGGGUCGCGGGAGCCAAUUCGUCGGCGCCAACGUGACACGGCACCCAAGCCGCUCACGACGCCGAUCCCUCGUGACGUGCUUGAGGCCAUGAUGCGUGAACUCAUCGGCGCGCUCACCAAGGAAAUGGAAGCGAUCCUUGCCGACAUCAAGACGCGUCAUACCAACCUCAAGGACGGCGCCGUCCGCCAAGAGAUCGCGACGGCCUACAUGGACGCCUCCAAGCUCGCGACAGACGCGGUCGCUGCCAACUUUAACGUUUCGGUCGACGACUUUCAGGUCGCGCUGGCGCACUUUCAUGACGACGCGACGUUUCAGGCGACGAUGCAGCAGCUCACGGACGCGCAGCACGAGCGGUUUGUGGCGCUUGGCUUGUAACGGCCUGAUUACUGGACACGAGGUGCUUGGGGCACGGUGCAAGACAGCAACAUCGUGAUGUAAGAGGCAAAAAUUUGGUUUUGUUCAUUUCGU